Messenger RNA from Triticum urartu, 1055 nucleotides. The record is from RefSeq and is a predicted model, not a curated record. Lineage: Eukaryota; Viridiplantae; Streptophyta; Magnoliopsida; Poales; Poaceae.
GCAAGUGCAGGGGCUAAUUACCUUUUUUAAUGGGUAUAGAGACACUGGUUUUUGUAAUGCAUUGGAAAAAGCAAAAGAAAUUGCACUUGAAAUGGAGAUCGAUCCUACAUUUCGUCAAAAGCGUGAGAUUAAAAGAAAGAAACAAUUUGAUGAAAACCCAGAUGAUGUGUUAAUUUCUUCACAACCUGCACAUGAAUCAUUUAGGAGAAAAUAUUUUAUUCCUGUUGUUGAUCAGGCUAUCAGUUCACUUACAACAAGAUUUGAGCAAUAUGAAUCAUUCCAAAAGAACUUUGGUUUUUCAUUUACUUCUGAUGCACUAAAAUCAUUGGAUGAGAAGAGCUUAAAAUAUUCUUGUAGUGUUCUUGAGGCUGCACUAAAGAGUGGGGGGAAAUCAGACAUUAAUGGUAGUGAAUUAUAUGUUGAGCUAAAUUUACUUAAAAGUUUCAUUCCAAAUGAUAAUAUGGGGCCGGUUGAUAUCUUGAAAUUUCUUAAACGGCUAGAUUGUUUCCCUAAUGCAACUAUUGCAUAUAGAAUUUUGUUAACUAUUCCAGUGACCGUCGCAUCAGCUGAGAGAAGUUUCUCCAAAUUGAAAUUAUUGAAGUCCUAUCUACGUUCAACAAUGACACAAGAAAGGCUCAGUGGGUUGGCUACUAUAGCAAUUGAAAAUGAUAUACUGGAGGGGGUUGCUUAUGAAGAUCUAAUUGAAGAUUUUGUAUCAAGAAAUGUUCAAAGGAUGGCACGCUUUGGCUAACAGAGUAAAAGAUGGACCUGUAGCUCAAAAUUCUAAGAUUUUUCUCUUGUAUUAUGUAGUUCCUUGAGAAAUCUGUACUGCUGUAGUGACUAAUAAAAAUAAUGUUUAAAUUGCCUACUUGACUUUCUUAUACAUGGGGCCUAAAUUGUGAUUUCGCUCCGGGGCCUCAAUUUCCGGGGUACGGCCCUGGUCCCACCCGCCACGCCUCACCAUCCGCGCCCCGCGCUGCACGUGGAUCUGGCUGAAACCAACCGAAACUGGCCGCCCCCGCCACCACAACCUCACCCGAGAAGCGUGAGGCCGC